This is a messenger RNA of Cooperia oncophora, 183 nucleotides long. NCBI's taxonomy places the organism in Eukaryota, Metazoa, Nematoda, Chromadorea, Rhabditida, Trichostrongylidae. The record is from the annotation of a GenBank genome assembly.
AUGGUUCAACGGCUUUCAGGAAUCCAGUUAUUAUUGGCCGUACCAAUAGUCUUAGCCGAUAUAGUAGAUAAUGGAUUAGUGGGUGAGCCAGUCAUAGAAUGUGGAAGUGAAAGUCUGAAUGUACGAUUCACGACACGAUCACCGUUUGAAGGACAUAUUUACGUUAAAGGGCAUUACUGGUAA